AUGGCUAAUGCAAGCCUGACAACGUCUUCGGUUGAGCAGUUCUUUGUCGUUGGCUUUCCAGGAUAUCAGGACCACGAAAGCAAACUUCUAAUUUCUGGUAUAUUCUUGAUUGCCUAUCUUUUAAUUUGGCUGGGGAACCUCAGCAUCCUUAACACAUUUAUGCUGAAUAAAAACCUACACAAGCCCAUGUAUGUUCUGAUUUGCACUCUGGCUGUUUUAGAUAUUACUUUUUCAUCUGUUACAAUUCCGAGAAUACUGGCUGUUUUAAUGUUCGAUGCCAGCAUGAUAUCGUUUACUGCUUGUUUUGCUCAACUUUUUCUUUUUCAUUCUGUAGGAAGUUCACAGUCCUUUCUCUUAAUGCUGAUGGCAUAUGACAGAUUUGUGGCCAUCUGUAACCCCCUUCUGUACCCCACCAUUAUGACCAACCGAUUCCUCCUAAAGCAGAUCGCUCUGUGUUGGCUUGGCGGGUUCACUACGCUCAUUAUUCCACUCGUUUUGGCUCUCAGGCUGCCCUUCUGUGGCCCUAAUAAAGUCAGGCAUCUCUAUUGCGACCACAGCUCUGUAGUCAGACUGGCUUGUGCUGACAUUUCAAUUAACAGCUAUGUGACUUUGACCAUCGGUCUGUCUGUUAUGUUCAUUGCCUUGGCUUACAUUGUGUAUUCAUACAUACACAUCAUUAAAUCUGUGCUCAAAAUUGCCAGCUCCGAAGGACGCGCCAAGGCCUUCUCAACCUGUGGGACACACCUGGUGGUAAUUUUUAUCUUUAUUUUCACUGCCGUUGGUGUUUACAUUUCAUAUCGGAUCCCGGGAACCUCUGAAGAUGUGCGCAUAAUGAUUACGGUGCUGCAGAACAUAAUUCCACCAUUACUGAACCCUGUUAUAUACUGCCUGAGGAAUAAAGAGAUUAGAGACAGCUUUAUCAAAAUUGUAAAAAGGUGUAAAAUAUCACCAUAG
Messenger RNA from Polypterus senegalus (gray bichir), 954 nucleotides. Its product is annotated as olfactory receptor 6N1-like. Gene Ontology annotation, cellular component: membrane. The transcript has a single exon. Gene Ontology annotation, biological process: G protein-coupled receptor signaling pathway. Gene Ontology annotation, molecular function: G protein-coupled receptor activity; olfactory receptor activity. The record is from RefSeq and is a predicted model, not a curated record. The coding region runs from base 1 to 954 and encodes 317 amino acids. NCBI's taxonomy places the organism in Eukaryota, Metazoa, Chordata, Cladistia, Polypteriformes, Polypteridae.